Sipha flava (yellow sugarcane aphid) is the source of this 612-nucleotide messenger RNA. Its product is annotated as general transcription factor II-I repeat domain-containing protein 2A-like. The transcript has 2 exons. The record is from RefSeq and is a predicted model, not a curated record. The coding region runs from base 1 to 612 and encodes 203 amino acids. NCBI's taxonomy places the organism in Eukaryota, Metazoa, Arthropoda, Insecta, Hemiptera, Aphididae.
AUGAACGAGUGGACUGAACUAUAUUGUUUUAUAUUGCCUGAAAGGGUUGGAGCCAUUCCAGUCUGUUUAAUUUGCAAUUCAACUGUCACUAUCAUUAAAAGUGGAAAUUUAAAACGGCAUUAUGAAACUACUCAUAAAGAUUUUCAUUCAAAAUUUCCUCCAGGCAGUGAAGUGCGUAAAAAUAAGCUCCAUGCAUGUAUGUUAUCUUACAAAAAUAGUACGACUACACUUAUACGGUGUAUGAGUGAACAAGAGAAAUCAACUGAAGCAGCGUUGCGUGUGUGCUGGGUUCUUAAUAAGCACCAAAAACCAUUUUCCGAUUCCGAAAUAGUAAAAGAGUAUAUUCCUUUGUCGGCAAGGAGUAACACAAGAAGGACAGAAAUUUUGGCAGCCGAAAACAAUAAAAGCUUAUUUGAACUUUUACAUAAGUCACCGUGCUACUGUAUUGCGCUUGAUGAAUCUUGUGACUUAGUUGAUUCUGAACAAAUGUCAAUUUUCGUGCGAUUCUUUGACAUUGAAAAUAAAGUGUUUAGAGAAGAGUUACUAGCAAUAUUGACAUUUGAAGGCAAGACUCGUGGAGAAGAUUUAUUUAAGAGUUUGAUGACUUCAUGA